Chenopodium quinoa (quinoa) is the source of this 3261-nucleotide messenger RNA. RefSeq names its product DNA repair protein RAD4-like. Gene Ontology annotation, molecular function: damaged DNA binding; single-stranded DNA binding. The transcript is spliced from 11 exons. Gene Ontology annotation, cellular component: nucleus; nucleotide-excision repair factor 2 complex; cytoplasm. The record is from RefSeq and is a predicted model, not a curated record. Bases 189 to 2741 code for a protein of 850 amino acids. Gene Ontology annotation, biological process: mismatch repair; nucleotide-excision repair. NCBI's taxonomy places the organism in Eukaryota, Viridiplantae, Streptophyta, Magnoliopsida, Caryophyllales, Amaranthaceae.
AAUAAAACAUGUGUAGCAGGGAUCGGAGAAUGGGGGAAGUGCAAGGGUCUGUUCAUACACCAAACAAAAAAUAUUGCGCUAAACCCUGAAACACACAAACUGACAUAAACCAACUGCAAAUCUGCAAUUCUGGUAACAAAAAUUAGGGUUUAUUCAAAUUUGGGGAUUUUACCAUAAUUGUGGCGGGAAUGGAUAAAUCCACCACUAAACGGAAGAAAAACACCGGAAAAUCCAAAUUCCAGAGUGUAGAUAUCAUUAGGGAUAAUCAACCUCUCAAAUUCCGUCAAAAUUCCGACAAAAAUGACGAAAAAUCAAACCCUCAAAUUCAAGACGAUGAAGCCGAUUGGGAAGAAGGUUGCAUUCCAUCUUCUUCAUGUCCUAACAACAAUAAUGUUAAUAGUGUUAAUCAAAAUAAUGGGGUUACCAUUGAAUUUGACGCUUUGCCUGAAUCGCCGAAAAAGAAGCGUAUUCGAAGAGCUACUGCUGAAGACAAGGAAUUUGCAGAGCUUGUGCAUAAGGUUCAUUUGCUUUGUUUGAUUGCAAGAGGGCGGUUAAUUGAUGCUGCCUGUGAUGAUCCUCUUAUUCAGGCUUCUUUACUAUCACUUUUACCACCACACUUACUGAAGUUAUCAGAAGUUGCCAAACUUACUGCUAAUGCUUUGACUCCUCUUGUCUCUUGGUUUCAUCAGAAUUUCAAAGUGAAAAGCCCCAGCAGUGCAGAAAAACCUUUUCAAUCAGCUCUAGCAUACGCUCUUGAAGCACAAGGAGGGAGUCCUGAAGAGGUUGCAGCGCUGUCUGUAUCAUUAUUUAGAGCUCUAAAUCUUACAACAAGGUUUGUGUCAGUGUUGGAUGUAACUUCCUUGAAACCAGAAGUUGAUGAAAAUGAGCAAUCAUAUAAUGCAAGCAGCAGGGAGAGAAAAGAUAUUUUUAACUCUUCAACACUUAUGGUUAGUAAAAUGAGCACAGGGACAAGUUCUACAAAAUCAUCUGCUUCCCAUGGAAAUAUCCACAUCACUUCUGUUACCUCAGUUUCUGAAGCUAAGAAUGGACGCUUGCCAACAAAUAUCGAAGUUAAAGAUUCACUUGCUUCUAAUCAGUUGAUAAAGUCAGAUCUACCCAUUAAUGAGACACAGAACGCUUCUGAGGAGGACAAGUGCCCAAGGAAGAAAGGAGACUUGGAAUUUGAGAUGCAGUUGCAAAUGGCUAUGUCCGCCACAGCACUGGUAGCUCCCGAAAGGAAACCUGAAGCAUCUACUAGUGGUUCACCCACUAGUCCAUUAGCUUCCCUUUCUCCCUUUAAAAGAAUAAAGAGAAUCACUGAAGAAUCUCCUUCAUCCUCCCAUGCUAUAUCUACUGCAAUUGGUUCAAGAAAAGUAGGAGCUCCAUUACAUUGGGCAGAGGUCUAUUGCUCUGGUGAAAAUAUGACUGGAAAGUGGGUCCAUAUUGAUGCUGUUAAUUCUAUAGUUGAUGGAGAGCUGAAGGUAGAGGCUGCGGUUACUGCAUGCAAGAAGUCUUUGAGUUAUGUUGUUGCCUUUGCAGGCCAUGGGGCUAAAGAUGUCACGCGCAGGUACUGUGAAAAAUGGUACAAAAUAUCCCCAAAAAGAAUUUACUUAGAAUGGUGGGAUGCUGUGUUAGCGCCAUUGAAGCAGUUGGAGUCUCGUGCAACUGGUGGAAUGGUCCCUGUGCAUCACAAAGAUAUGAAGUCAACAGAUUUGGUUGACAGUAGGAGCAGUCUUGAGGACAUGGAGUUGGCAACGAGGGCAUUAACUGAACCUCUUCCCACAAGUCAACAGGCUUAUAGAACUCAUCCACUGUACGCUAUUGAAAAAUGGCUUACAAAGUAUCAGAUUUUGCAUCCAAGAGGUCCGGUACUUGGUUUCUGUUCUGGUCACGCUGUUUAUCCUCGAACUUGCGUUCAAGUACUCCGCACAAAAGAAAGAUGGCUCCGUGAGGGGCUGCAAGUAAAGGAAAGUGAGCUUCCUGCAAAGGUGGUGAAGAGUAGCUCUAAGAAUCGUAGAGGACAAACUAUUGAAGUAGAAGAUCUCUGCGAGGGUGGGUCAGAUGAAGUUGUUUCUCUGUUUGGAAAGUGGCAAACUGAACCGUUGUGUUUGCCUCCUGCUGUAAAUGGAAUUGUGCCCAAGAAUGAGCGUGGUCAAGUGGAUGUUUGGUCUGAGAAGUGCCUCCCUCCUGGCACUGUGCAUCUGCGGUUUCCAAGGUUGGUUCCUGUUGUGAAGAGACUCGGGAUCAAUUUUGCUCCUGCCAUGGUUGGAUUUGAAUUUCGAAAUGGACGGUCAAUACCUGUAUAUGAAGGCAUUGUGGUCUGCACAGAAUUUAGAGAAACAGUUUUAGAGGCAUAUGCAGAAGAGGAGCAGCGAAGAGAGGAGGAAGAAAGGAAGAGGGAGGAGAGGCAGGCACUUUCUCGGUGGUACCAACUUCUAUCAUCUAUGGUUGUUCGACAAAGAUUGAACAAUACUUAUUUGAGCAAUGUGGAAUCAAAAACUGUUACUGAACCCUUGAAGACUCGGAAUAAAUCUUCAUGUGCUGCUUCUGCAAAUGUGAAUGAAAGUACUGUGCCUCACCGAGAUAAUGUCCGUGGAGCUAAGAUUCAUGACUCAGACAAAAUGCACUUGCAAAAUCACGAACAUGUCUUUUUGACAGAUGAUGAGAGUUUUGAUGAGGAUAGCAUGACUCGAACAAAACGGUGUAGCUGUGGAGUAUCAGUUCAGGUGGAAGAGCUUUAACACUUGAAUGCACUACAGAAUAAUUUACUGUUGGCAUGAAGGAUUUUUAGUUUUGGGAAAUUUAGUGCUGAAACUUUGUCAAGAUUUUGGGAAGGAAGAGGAAGGAGAUGAGAUAGAAUGAGUCAUGGUUUGGGGUUUUCAUAAGCACAUCAGCACAUUUUUAACUGGUAUGGCCUUGCUUAAUUAGGUUGGGUUUUUUGUGUAUCUUGAGCCAAUGUUGUAUAAAAUCUGAUUUUGGUUAUGAUCUAGCUUCAGAGUGUAGCUUGCCAAAUCGGAAGCUAUGAUAAAUUUUAGGUCUAACUUGUAAUUUAAUGGUAAAGGUUUAGUUAUAUCCAAUCCUGGUUUUGGUUCUUGGGGUGCCUGGUUUCGAGCUCAAGGCUAGAGAAGCUAUGCAUGUAAAUUCAACUGAUCUUUAUGCUUUUUAAUUGUUGCACUUAAAAUUAGCGUGUAUCUAGGAUUUGGAUGUUCUAUUGAGAAAGCUAUGAAGCUUGAUGUUGAUCAUUUGCAUCAGCUAGUUUUA